This is a messenger RNA of Mytilus trossulus (common blue mussel), 1245 nucleotides long. Its product is annotated as protein wech-like. The coding region runs from base 1 to 1245 and encodes 414 amino acids. Gene Ontology annotation, molecular function: protein binding; zinc ion binding; ubiquitin protein ligase activity. The record is from RefSeq and is a predicted model, not a curated record. The transcript is spliced from 3 exons. Lineage: Eukaryota; Metazoa; Mollusca; Bivalvia; Mytilida; Mytilidae.
AUGGCGACAUUAUGCAGCAUGUUAUGUUCUGUUUGUGAAAUCCAGCACAAGAACAAAGAAGCUGAAUAUUGGUGUUCUGAAUGUGAACAAGGCCUAUGUCCCGAGUGUCUGAACUGCCACAAUGCUUUGAAAUCGUCUAGAAAUCAUGAGGUAAUUACAGUUGAAAACUACAAGCAGCUUCCAUCUUCAAUAUCCAGUAUACAACAUCACUGUUCUGAUCACAAUAGAAAGUUCCAGAUGUACUGUCCUCAGCAUGAAAACCUAUGUUGUCCGUUAUGUAUCUCUUCUAAUCAUAGAAACUGCGUUGGUCUGUUAUCGAUAGAAGAGGUCAUAGCAACGUCGAAGACAUCGUCUUUAUUGGACAGUAUGGAACAGCGAAUUAAAGAUUUGUUAACUAAUGCAGAGGAAAUCAUCGAUGACCGUAAACAGAACCUCACUUCAAUACAGAACCAACACCAUAAGUUUCAGUCCGAGAUAACACAGAUGCGUGAUCAAAUAAAUAAACACCUUGACUUCCUAGAAAAACAGUCUACUGAGGAAUUGCUAGCUACCAAAAAGGAUGUAAGCAGUCGAAUAGAAACCGUCAUUACAAAUAUAACCCAGAAUUAUAAACAUGUGAGUAAGUUGAAAAAUGAAAUGUGUUCAAUUAGGAAAUAUGCAUCGAAUCUUCAGACAUUUUUAGGAGCUAAAGUCCUUGAGGUGGAAAUCCAAAAGAAAGAGGAAUAUCUCCAGUCUCUGUCUAUUGAUGGAAGUCUCGAGCAAGUUGUUAUUAAUCUUGAGGUAGAUGACGAACUAUCAAACAUUUUAUCUAUUCAAAAAUUUGGUUCAGUUUCGACAGAAAAAAAAUCGCCAUUAUUUGUACUUAAGAAUAAAACAGAGAGGCAGGCUCAAAUAUUAAGAACGCCAGUUGUUACACCAAGUUCUAUUCAUGAUAUAAACCCAACGCAACAACAAAUAAUAGCCGUUCCAGAGAAAAUAACUGGUUGCUCAAUGACCCCGUCAGGUAAGAAACUAUGGGACUUCAAAGAUGAAUCAGUGUUGAAAAGUUCCUGCGGUGUGACCGCUGAUAAACAUUCAAAUAUUUAUGUCGCAGAUUAUGAAAAUAGUAGUAUAGUCGUAAUUUCACCAGAUGGGAAAAAGGGAAGGCGUAUACUUGGUGAGGGUGUGACUGGUAUUGUUUUCAGAAAAACCCUGCGUCUACGUCUCAGUCCACUGUUAUCAGUUAAACGCAUCAACAAAUUCUAG